Messenger RNA from Petromyzon marinus (sea lamprey), 1823 nucleotides. It is a transcript of the gene MYDGF, whose product is annotated as myeloid derived growth factor. NCBI's taxonomy places the organism in Eukaryota, Metazoa, Chordata, Hyperoartia, Petromyzontiformes, Petromyzontidae. The record is from RefSeq and is a predicted model, not a curated record. Gene Ontology annotation, biological process: positive regulation of endothelial cell proliferation; positive regulation of angiogenesis.
CCAGUAGACGUAACUCCAAUGCCGACCGAUGGCAUUCCGGAAGACGAACACCACUUGGAAGAUGCCCGAACCGGGAUUGGAAGAUGUCUUCCGGAAUAGGAAGAUCACCGUCGUUGCAGUGUGGCACCUGAAGGAGGGCUCGCGGUGCCGAGGGAGCUUCGGUGAACUUAAAAGCGAAUUUUAAUCGAUUAGCGUCAAUUAAAAUUACAACAACAACCCUGCAACAACAAUGAGGGCGUGGGUCGCCUGUUUGGCGCUGGCCGCCUUGUUGGGGGCUGCGUCAGCCGACGAGAAGGCCCUUACCGUGGAGUUUGAUGUGAGGCCCGGGGGGAUCGUGCACUCGUUUAAGCAAGAGCUGGGGAAAUUCGGCUGCACAUUUACCUACGCAGCACAGGGAGGGACAAACGAGCAAUGGCUGAUGAGCUUGGGGUCGAAUGAGGAUCAUUCUCUUUUCUCCUGCUCCGUGUGGAGGCCAAACGGGAAGUCAUAUCUGUUCUUCGUUCAGUUCAACACUGAGAUUUCUGGAGCCAAAGUGGAGUUCGCGGAAGCCUUUUCGCAAGCAGCUACAAGUAACCUGAAGGACAUCGCUUUGAAGCCAAGUGAAAUUGUGGUUGGGGAACACACAGUGAGCCACAACCCGGGCCAGUUUGGAUCGCAGCUUUCCAAGCUCAUGAUCGUGUCGAGGAAACCUCACGAAGAGCUGUGAUCGCCUCUCUCACUAUGUCUCUCUCCGCCACACAACUCUCCCAUUAUUUAUCCACGUUUCAUUUGAGACCCUGUAACUCGUUCUCUUUACACGCCAAACCACAUUCACACACUCUCCUCUGCAUCCCACACUCCUAAUCUCUCUCCAUUUCCCCCUCUCUACUCCUUCCUCCCAGGCGUCUCCUCUGCACUUCACACAACUCUCACGCUGUCAAUGGAGACACAACUGCUGGGAUUUGGACUCGUUUUAAUAUGAGCCAGUCGUAGCUCUGUGGCUGAAAAGGCCAUUGCAGACGCACCGAGCUAGAACCUUUUGACACUUGUGAGUUUUAAUUAAUCCUUGCGGGGGCUGGACGUUUUGUGUCGAAGGUUCGUCAUCGCUGAGUCGCACUGCUGAGAUGCGAGGUUUGAUCCCUUGGGUCGGAUGUCUCAAGGGGCUCAUGAUGGCCGUGGCAGACUCUUGAGCCAGCAGUGCGAAGUCGAAGCCCCCUGUGCUGUGGGAGUAAUUGAACAAACACUGGUGACGUCAUGAGCCAAGUUUUCAGGGGUGGGGUUCUCACAUUCUUAUUAGGAGGGUGACAAUGGCUGUUUCGGACACUAAAGAAGUGCUUCGGAGAUCCCGGGGUUGGUUAUUCUACUGUUUCCUUACAAUGGGGGUUCCUCAUGGCCAUGUCUGGAACAUUGAUCCAGCAAUGCUGAGAUCUUGAGUUUAAAUCCGGGCACCUACCCUGUGAUUAAACUGGGUUCUCAAGCAUUACGAAUUCGAUGUCUCAGCCCGGUCACCAAUCACUGCUCACAAUUGAAAAAAAUAAAAGGAUCUUUCCAUUUGAGCAUGCUCAGCUCUGAGGUUAUACAUCUGUACGAUCCUUUUUCGUUUAAAAUCACAGAAAACUAGGCCAGUCGCCCAUCUGCACAGCUGAACUGAAUGCCGUAUUUGCGGCUGUGGUAAAAUCGGCCCUUUUGGAGGACAUGGAGCAGUUAAUCACUGUAGUUUUGCUGUAAUGUGGUGGAGUUUGGAAUGGAUUGAACAUUCCUUCGGGUAUAUAAAGGUUAAAAUUUAAAAGAAGCAAACUGGAAAACAUUUCCACUCAAUAAAAAAAUGGUUUUGUUACUUUAAA